AUGAGUGGGAAGACAAUAUUCGUGACUGUUGGUACUACUCACUUCGAUGCUUUAAUUCAAGCGAUUGUUGAGGAAGAAACAUUGGCUAUUUUACGAGAAAAAGGCUACACCAGAGUUAACCUUCAGAUUGGGCAGGGAAAAUUUGUUCCCCCAGAAGGUGAACAUUGGGGAAUCACAUUGACUCAUUUUCGACUGAAACCAUCUAUUGCAAUGGAUUUUGCUAAUGCAGAUCUUGUGAUAAGUCAUGCAGGUUCUGGCUCUUGCCUGGAAGCAUUAGGUGCUGGUAAACCUCUGGUGGCAGUGGUGAAUGACACACUCAUGGCCAACCACCAAACAGAGCUAGCAGAGGAACUUGCCAGUAAUGGAUUUUGCUAUUACUGUUACCCAGCCACACUGCAAGAAAUGCUUGCUGACAUGGAUGUUUCCCUGCUCAGAUCCUAUGUUCCAGGUCAACCCAAACUCUUAGCACAGUAUUUGAAUUCUGUCAUUAAAUUAGCUUCAUAG
Messenger RNA from Homarus americanus (American lobster), 504 nucleotides. It is a transcript of the gene Alg13, whose product is annotated as UDP-N-acetylglucosamine transferase subunit ALG13 homolog. Gene Ontology annotation, molecular function: hexosyltransferase activity. Lineage: Eukaryota; Metazoa; Arthropoda; Malacostraca; Decapoda; Nephropidae. The transcript has a single exon. The record is from RefSeq and is a predicted model, not a curated record. Gene Ontology annotation, biological process: dolichol-linked oligosaccharide biosynthetic process. The coding region runs from base 1 to 504 and encodes 167 amino acids.